Molecule: messenger RNA, 2263 nt
Organism: Lingula anatina
Lineage: Eukaryota; Metazoa; Brachiopoda; Lingulata; Lingulida; Lingulidae
Source: RefSeq, a predicted model, not a curated record
ACUCAUCCGGACCUUAAUGCAACCUUGGCAGUGAAUCAAACGGCUCAUCUUUCAAGAAAACAAGGUAGAUUCUCAAGCCAUCCGACACCCGAGGUCGUUUAGUGACUUCACCUGAAUAGUAAAGAGCACAGCGACUCACAACCAAACACUAUAUUAAUCCUGGCCGGUCUGUGGCAAGUACUAGAGUUGACUUACUCAGCGUCUUAUAAGACAUUUUUGUGGGAUUUGGUACCUAUAUAAAAUCGUCCAGCGUUUCAUGCGCGGAAUUACAAUCUAUUACGUCUACAAAGCACAGAGGUUAACUCAUACAUCAUAUACACUAGGGCUGUAAAACACAUGGGACAAGAAAUAACUUGAAAGGCGAGGCGAGUAGCUUUUGCGGUAUACUCCCGACCCAGAAGUAAUAAACAUCGCAGCAGACCCAGUGAACUACUCGGGAACACGUGUUUCACAACUUCGGGAUUUGCAUGCACUCAAAAAACCAAGUUUGCAGGGAAAGUUGUAAAUUCGUAUCAUUCUUUGUAAAUUUGAGUAUCAUGAACGGCUCAGACCAUGACGAUGAUGAAAGUUAUUUUGAUAUGAAGAAUGAUGGGCUUAUACCAGAUAUUCCGUGGGAAGAGGUUAAAGAUUUGGGGAUUAUGAAGGAGUCAUCUUGUGCACCUCCGCAGAUUCUGGAAGAGUUAGAGGACCCGAAGAUGAGGAUAGAUUUUAAAUUAGCCUGGAUUAGAAGUGAACUGAUAAAAAUGCGACAGCAGGACGAAGACAUUCUUGGUCAACUUCUUCAGAUCCACGAUUCUAUCAUGCAAAUCGCACACUACCGCUCUCUUCCCAGGAGGCGCAUAAGUCGUGGUGGGUCGCCUAUUAUCAAAAGUGAAAGCAUGCGAGUGCCCCCAAACUACAGCCGCCUUGGUGUGCCAAUUUUCCCCACCAAAAAAUACAGUGAACCAGAGAAGAUACAUAGGAGCUUUUCGGAAUACGAAGAAAACGAUGAAGAGGACGAUGCGUAUUAUAUUUAUGACGAUUCCAUGACUUCUCUUGACUCCUUAGAUUCCGUGGGCACGGAAAACGUGGACCGUGAAUUCUAUGAUUCCGUGACACCUUUACCACGUUACAGCACAGUAACGAGAUCUGUGUCCUUCAAUGACAAGGACUGCAAGAUAAAGCAUACGAAUUCUUUAACAAGAUAUGACGUUUCAUACGAAGAAUUAAUGAGGAGGAGCAAAAUCUGGAGAGAAGUUGAAAGAGAACGAGCAACAAAAGGAAGAGUUGAUGAAAGAAAACUCGCAGCGUUAAAACUCAUUAUGUGAUACGAGUAUUUAUAGUUACUACUAGUAUGUAUUAAAGUGAGGGAACAUUACUGUAAACAGUUUAAGACAGGUGCCUGAAAACAGGGGAUUCUUGUCACGAUCUUGUGAUUGGACGUAAUAAGCAACUACUGUGCAUGCGUAUGUAUGACUGAAUCGAUGAACGAUGCAAGAAAUGUCUAUAACUUUUAAUCAUCCCAACAUCGUCUGCCAUGCACAGUGAAUCUGUUAUCACUUGUUAUAGGGCGUUUAUCUCCUGUCUCUUUCUAUGGUUUCUUUAUCCGCCAGUUUGUUCUAAGCCCAGAAGAAUAAAUGGCAUAACUUUUAAAAGCAGGUUAUCCCAAGAUCAUAAAAACCAUUCUAGAGUGAAAAAAAUUAAAAAGACAAAAAGACGCUGUUAAUGGACACAAUUAUACAGGCUUCACAUUAAAUGCCUUUCAGCAUUGAUGAUCGUGACUGCGCUUUGCUGAAAAUUAUCCUGUAAUACCUUACGCAUACCACGCGCAGGGCAUUGGAGGGGUGUUAUAGACAUUGUGCAUACCUGUUAAUAUUGACACAUUGGCAGAGAGGGAGAUUCCCUCGCACGCCCUACGUCCUCCACCCCGACACACAGACACACACACACACACACACACACGAAAAAAAGCUUUACCGGCCACAGGCUUCCCGCUUCGGAAAGCCACUUCGAGUUAAGAACUCACAACGCAACACAAAUCUCUUGAUUUGUAUCAAAGUGAAUGUUGUGUUUUAACUAAAAUAAAGAGAAUUGUAAGACAAAAGUAUUAUGGAUACGCAGGCACGUGGCCAGAAAGUUCGGGAGAAGUUUUGCUUUCUCAGCUGGGUGAGGUGGUGUUCAUUUAAACGUUAACCGAGGAAGUCUACUUGUACAUGUAAAUAUCAUUGAUACAAACAAUGCACGCGAAUGGAAUCUCGGUUCCUUUCCUUCGUCCCAUUACAAC